Messenger RNA from Sardina pilchardus (European sardine), 7138 nucleotides. RefSeq names its product phospholipase C, eta 2a (gene plch2a). The transcript has 23 exons. The record is from RefSeq and is a predicted model, not a curated record. Gene Ontology annotation, molecular function: calcium ion binding; phosphatidylinositol-4,5-bisphosphate phospholipase C activity. Lineage: Eukaryota; Metazoa; Chordata; Actinopteri; Clupeiformes; Clupeidae. The coding region runs from base 684 to 5531 and encodes 1615 amino acids. Gene Ontology annotation, biological process: release of sequestered calcium ion into cytosol; lipid metabolic process; phosphatidylinositol-mediated signaling.
CUGAACUGUGAGCCGCCUUUUCCAUCCAUCCUUUAACCUCCGCUGGCCAAUACUGUGGACGUUGUCCGGCUUCCUUCGGAGUUAUACGUGGGUCAUUGUGCAGACCACCACACAAGAAGGAGGAGGGGGCGAAACUACCUGAAGCUAUCCCAGGAAGAGUGCUUCCACGCUCCCAUACAGGUGCCCCUCAGGGUGAGUUGAGCGUCCACCACAUUCCUUGACCUCCACUCAAGGCUGCUCCACCAACCUCAGCACCCCCUCCCACCCGAGGAAAAGGCCUCAGCCUCCUCCAUAACCUUUGACCUUUGACCUCCCUACCUGAGGAUAUCUGCAUCCACAUAUGUACUCCUGCUGUCAGGGAUCGUGGCUAUGGUUACCAUUUUUACGACUUUGCGUCAUUUCGAAGUUACCUGUGUCCGUCUGAAGAGUUCAUUUGAGCGGAGGUCCACUGUUUGAAGGCUCCACUGAUAAAGUAUCGCUGGAGCAUCUUUGGAGCUUUUUUGAUACUGAGGAAUACACUGAAGCUGAAGACGCCACUCAAACUGUGGAAUUCUACCGUACAGUUUCCUUGGGAAAUAACUUCCUGUCGCCUGAGCUGCAGUGUACGUCGACCUUCGACCUUGUCAGCCCUCUGAACUGGAUUGACCUCUGACCCCUGACCUGUGACCUGCUCCUGGGGCGCGAUGGAGCCGGACUCUCCGAGCCUCUCUCUGCGGUCAGCCGGCUCGCGUCUCUCUGGGGCGCUGACGAGCGAUGGCGAGUCCUUCUACAGCACCGCCAGUCUGCCCUGCACCCACUUCCUGUCUGCCAACGUCAUCACCGUGGUGGAGAAAUGCAUGAGCUCCAUGCAGUCGGGUUGUCAGAUGGUGAAACUGCGCGGCGGUUCCAAAGGCCUGGUGCGCUUCUUCUACCUGGACGAACACAAGUCCUGCAUCCGCUGGAGACCCUCACGCAAGAACGAGAAGGCCAAGAUCUCCAUCGACUCGAUCCGUGAGGUGUGCGAGGGCAACCAGUCGGAGAUCUUCCAGCGCUACGCGGACGGCAGCUUUGACCCCAACUGCUGCUUCAGCAUCUACUAUGGGGAGCACAUGGAGUCCCUGGACCUGGUGUCCGGCACCGGAGAGGAGGCGCGCACCUGGAUCACCGGACUCAAGUACCUGAUGGCCGGCAUCAGCGACGAGGACAGCCUGGCCAAGAGACAGAGGACGCGGGACCAGUGGCUAAAGCAGACGUUCACGGAGGCGGACAAGAAUGGAGACGGCAGCCUCAGCAUCAGCGAGGUCCUGCAGCUCCUGCACAAACUCAACGUCAACCUGCCACGCCAGAAAGUCAAGCAGAUGUUCAAGGAAGCAGACACGGAUGACAACCAGGGAACGCUGGGCUUCGAGGAGUUCUGCUCCUUCUACAAGAUGAUGUCCACGCGCCGCGACCUCUACCUGCUCAUGCUCACCUACGGCAACCACAAGGACCACCUGGACACUGACGACCUGGCGCGCUUCAUGGAGGUGGAACAGAAGAUGACCAAGGUGACUAAAGAACACUGCGCGGAGGUUGUGGCAAAGUUUGAGCCCUGCCCUGACAACCAGAAGCAAGGGGUUCUGGGUAUCGAUGGAUUCACCAACUACAUGCGGAGUCCGGCGGGGGACGUCUUUAACCCGGCGCACUACGAGGUGUUGCAGGACAUGAGCCGGCCGCUGUGCGACUACUUCAUCGCCUCCUCCCACAACACCUACCUGAUGGGCGACCAGCUCAUGUCCCAGUCCCGCGUCGACAUGUACGCCUGGGUCCUGCAGGCUGGCUGCAGAUGUGUGGAGGUGGACUGCUGGGAUGGACAAGAUGGAGAACCUAUUGUGCACCACGGCUACACCUUGACUUCCAAAAUCCUCUUCAAAGACGUCAUUGAGACCAUCAACAAAUACGCCUUCGUUAAGACCCCGUACCCAGUGAUCUUGUCCAUAGAGAACCACUGCAGUAUCCCGCAGCAGAAGAAGAUGGCCCAGUACCUGAUGGAGGUCCUGGGGGACAAGCUGGACCUGUCGUCCGCCGCCCCAGACGAGUCCGGACGCUUGCCCUCCCCAGAGGCCCUCAAGGGCAAGAUCCUCGUCAAGGGAAAGAAGCUCCCCCCUAACAUUGAUGAGGACGCUGAGGAAGGGGAUGUGUCAGACGAGGACAGUGCAGAUGAGAUGGAGGACGACUGCAAACUGAUGAACGGAGAUACGUCUAUGAGUCGUAAGCAGGUGGAGAACGUGGCCAAGAAGAAGCUGGAUAACCUGAUGAAGGAGUCCAAGAUCCGGGACAGAGAAGACCCCGACAGCUUCACCAUCUCAGCGCUGCCCCCUUCAGGCAAGAAGGACAAGGACAAGUCUCCACACAAGGGUAAAGCAGAGGACAGCGCUGACACCACAGAUGAGGCCAACUCCAGCACUAACAAGCGCAUGGGACGCUCCUUCAUGGGCAGCUUCUCCAAACGCAAGAAAAAGUCGACGAAACUGAAGAAGACCUCGAGCUUUGAGGACACCGAUACGGACCAGGAGAGCACCAGCAGUGCGUCACGGGCACCUCUCCAUCACAGCAGGAAGAAGAAGACCAUGAAGCUGUCCAGGGCUCUGUCUGACCUGGUCAAGUACACCAAAUCAGUGGGCCUGCAGGACAUAGAGGCACAAGCAGCCUCGGCCAGCUGGCAGGUGUCGUCCCUGAGCGAGACGAAGGGUCACCAGAUCCUGCAGCAGAAGGCGGCCCAGUUCAGCCACUUCAACCAGCGGCAGCUCUCGCGCAUCUACCCCUCCUCCUACCGCGUGGACUCCAGCAACUUCAACCCACAGCCUUUCUGGAACGCAGGCUGCCACCUGGUGGCCCUGAACUACCAGUCAGAGGGACGCGUUCUCCAGCUGAACCGGGCCAAGUUCUACAGCAAUGGCAACUGUGGCUACAUCCUGAAGCCUGACAGCAUGUGCCAAGGUGCCUUUAACCCAAUGCUGGAGGACCCUCUGCCCGGCUGCAUGAGGAAACAGUUGGUGCUGAAGAUUAUCAGUGGACAGCAACUGCCCAAACCCAAAGACUCUAUGCUGGGAGACAGGGGAGAGAUCAUUGACCCAUUUGUGGAGGUGGAGGUCAUCGGCCUGCCAGUCGACUGCUGUAAGGAACAGACACGCGUAGUGGACGACAAUGGUUUUAACCCCAUGUGGGAGGAGACACUGGUAUUCACAUUGACCAUGCCUGAACUGGCUCUUAUCCGCUUCCUGGUCUGGGACCACGAUCCCAUUGGCCAGGACUUCAUCGGCCAACGGACAAUCGCCUUCAACAGCAUGAUGACUGGCUACCGUCAUGUCUACCUGGAAGGGAUGGAGGAGGCUUCCAUCUUUGUCCAUAUAGCUGUGAACGACAUCACUGGUAAGGCGCGGGCGGCCAGCGGCAUAAAAAGCCUGUUUCACAGAAACCCAAAGCAAGCUUCUCUCGACAGCCAUGCUGCUGCGCUGCUCAGCCGUAAGUCGCCGUUCGGGGCGCACCUGCUGCGGCGCACCGCCAGCGCCCCCUCCAAGGCCCCGGGGGCCCCCAAGGGCCCGGCCCAGGGCCUCCCCGACCUCCCCACACACCCCACCAAAGACUGCGGCCCCAGGGGAGGAGAGCCCGGCGGCCCCCAGCCCAGACAGGCGGCAGGGUCCGCGGCAGGUCCGGCGGCCGAGGGCGACGUCGGAGCGGGAGCAGGAGCCGGCGCGGCGGACGGAGGCGCAGCCCCGCACCCCUGGGGGGGCACCAACGGCCAGCUGCACCCGGGCGACAGCAAAGGCCUACAGCACAUCCAGAGGUUCCUCUCUCCUUACCCUGCCCUCGAAUCCAUCUCUGAGGAGCUGAGUGACCGACUGCUCCCCUCCUCCUCCACCUCCUCCUCCACCACCACCACCACCACCUCCUCCGCUCCCUCCCCGGCCCUCUCCCCUUCUGCUCUCCUCCCCUCCCCCAUCUCUCCUCCUCCUCCUCCCCCCCUCACUGACCAAGCCUCGACCCCGGGUCCUGCAGCGGACCAGCAGAUCAGUCACCCUCCCGUCCACAAGACGCCGGCGUCCCUUCCCGCUCUGUCCCCCCCUCAUCCCGGGACACCGUCGCCGGUCAGCAGCCGGGGGGGGUCAGAGCCGCCGGGCGCUACCGUGACGAGCCCCCCUCUCCCCGGCGGCAGCAUGCAGCCGUCAGCGGCCGCGGAGGAUCGCGGGGAGGCCGACCCCGAAAGCUCCUCGCCCCGCCAGGGCGUCCACGCUCUCCGCGCCCUCUUUGACCGCGACUCCCCUCAGAAGGCCCCGGGGCCGGCACCCCGCGCCAACACGCACGCCCCCGUCCGUAGGGCCAAGAGCGAGGGCCAGGUGCGCUACGGAGCGGCCGUCACGUCGACGUCGUCUUUGCCCGCGCCCACUCCGGAGGUGGUGAUGGACGCGACGAUCGGCGACCGGCUGUGGAGCGUGCUGGAGGGCACCAGCCACCGCGACAGCGUCUCCUCCUCGUCCUCCAUCUCGUCCAACGACACUGUGAUCGACCUCUCCCUGCCCAACCUGGCCUCUCGCUCCCACCGGCCCUCCUCCUCCUCCGCUCCCUCCUCCGCCGCCUCCUCCUCCUCCUCUCCGCUCCGAGGUCCGCACGCGGCGCCCCCCGCUGGCCACAGGGACACCCCGCGGCCCGUCUCCAAGUCCAAGUCCAACCCCAACCUGCGGCAGGCCGAGCUGGACGAGCUGGACGAGCUGCGUCCGCGGCCGCUGACCAAGGAGCCGCCCGCCGCGCCGCCGGCCCUCAUGCAGCGCCGCCACACCUGGAGCCGCCUCUACAUGGAGGGCCUGAAGCAGGCCGCCAAGGCCACCAGCACCACCACCACCACCGGCCCCCGCAGGGUCCCCCCGACCCCCCCGCCACGCCAGGGCGAGCUGGACUCCAAGUCCAAGAGCCUGGGCGACCUGACGUCGGACGACAUCGCCUGCCACUUCGACAGCAAGUACCGCAGCAUCAGCCGCAGCUUCCUGUGCCGGCCGCCGCCCCGCGACCAGCGACGCCUCGGAGGCGCCCUGGCCCUCGCCAAGCCCCGCGACACGCUCACCGAGCAGCUCAAGCGGCUGACCGACGUGGAGCCGCUCACCUCCAGCGACUUCGCCUCGCCGCCGCCGCCGCAGCAGCCCUGGCACGGGUCCCCCGAGGCGGGCGCGGACGAGUGGGAGCAGCCCCCGCCGCUGCGCCGCAUGUCCUCGCGGAGCCAGAGCCGCGUGCGCUACAUCGCCAACCGCGCCAAGCAGGCGCAGGAGCGCCAGAGGCUGCAGGGCAUGCUGGGGAGGCCGGCGGCGGGGGGGCCCCUGGAGGAGAGGGGGAACCCCGAGGGCGCCUGCACCGUGGCACGAAGCCCCUGCUCCAGCCUGGACCUGCUCAGCCAGCUGCCCCCUGCCCCUCUGCCCCAGAACCACCAGAACCAUCUCAGCCACCAGAACCAAACCCAGAACCAAACCCAGAACCAGUUAGGCCCACAGGACAAUGGGGUGUUCUUCAGACUCAAGCUCUGAGAAACAGAGAGAGAAAGAAAGAGAGUGAUGCAAUCUACUGAACUGAACUGAACUGAACUGGACUGGACAAAACUGGACUAUAAUCUGGGCAAAAGAAGCACACAAUCCUAUUAUUGUAAUAAAAAAUAAUAUGAUAAUAUCAUUCUUUUUAAAAACACAUCCUCCAAUUCCUUGAAGCAAUGAAAAAUUGUUGUUUUGUCUUUUUUCACUUGUUUUGUUUUGUUUUGUUGAUUUGUAAUGAAUCUGUAUAUGUUGAUGGAGUCUGUUGAGAAAUCUUUGUUUUGAAGCACUGAAAAUACUACUUCCUCCACACACCUACGCCCACUGUACUACUUCCUCCACACACCUAUGCCCACUCUGCAUACUAAUACUCCAUCAUUGCCCUUUUUCCUCGGAUGUUGCAAGAUGUGUUUGGUUGAAACGACUAACACCACACAUACAGUGAAGCAAUGGCUAUGCUGUCUCGUCUCUAAUAAUUGCUGUCAAAUCACACACUGCUGUGAAGUGCACGCGUUUAGGUUUCUAACAGCCUAGUUAAGUCACUUUGUAGAAAAACAAUAACAAAAACACGUCUUUUUUUAUAUUUGAAAGAAAAUGUUAAGAGCACCACCUGAAUCUGUUCUGAGUUUUGAGGCACGUGUUCCAUGCGUCUCCUCCUUCCCCUCGAUGACUCCUGUGCGCCCCGCUGCACUAAAUGAAGAGCAUGAAGGAGGAGAACCUUCCGGAAAGCGGAGCCGUGCUGUAGGGGGUGUUAUGGGCUGGCAAGGCCCUCGUAGCAUUGGGAACCCAUCGUCUAACACGCUCCUCUAUUUCACUGCUUGUACUUGCUCGGAGACUGUACGUGCUUGCACACUAUGUUGGGUAGUAGAUGUAUGUGUUUUUUUUGUUUGUUUUUGUUUUUGUUUUUAGCAAUAUUUUCAAAGAAUUUAUGAAUGCAUUUUAAACAUACUGAGUUAUAAGGUAUUGGGACAUUUUUAUAUAAGGAAAAUGGGAAUGUCUUUGCUAUAAAUGCAUUGUUUCAUGGGAUAGCGGUCUUUUUAAAUGAAAUUUUAUAUUCUGUGCAGAUAUAGCGAAAAAAAAGAGAGAAACAGCCUGGCUUUUUAUUUCGGCAAGCUGUUGGUAGCAACGCACGAUGGCACCAGGUCACCUGGCUCUGCAUUUUUAACCAUUUCGGGAUCUUUUUUAUCGAGUCUUGCUGAUAGAUUGCCCCCUUUUAAAUUCGACUGCAUGUUUUGUAUGCAUUCUAAUCUCCUGUAUGGGUCUGGUUCAAAGGAGACUCUUCCACCUGCAUAUGUUGAUCAGUGUUGAGAUGCUGAAGGCCUCUAUCUCUGAUUGGCCACAGAAGUUUGAUCUCCCUUUUUUAUUCCCAUCUUUUUGGUUAUUUUUGUUCAUUAUUUUAUUAUUAUUAUUAUUAUUAUUAUUAUUAUUAUUAUUUGUUAUUGUUAUUAUUGUUAUUAUUAUUUAGAUGUUAAUUGACUGUAAGACUAUGGAGAGCUGUGUGGAAGCAGUGUUUGCGGAUCCUACUGUGUGGUCUGGCACUGUCAUGACAGAUGGCACACCGGGGAUUGUUAGGGAUGAUAUUUAAGUAAAAGCAAAAGUCAUUAGAA